AUGAGGUCGAAGUAUUCACCUCGGAGCUGGAAAUCCUUCCAGGUACUCCCUAGUCGUCAUUAUUCCAGAUCACAUAGUCCGCCCUGGCGGCCAGUGUCUGCGGUCGAUGAAUGGGUGGAAAGAGCUAUACGACCUAUCAGUCUUCGGCAGCUGACCUUCUUCGGCCGUACCUUGACCGAACCGCGCCUGAUCAGCUCCGCAAACUACGUGCGAACCGAGCUCCCAACCCGAGGGACUAGGCUGGCGCAUCGAUUACGCGACAUUCAGCAGCUGCCAUAUGUAGUGGUAGCCAACCCACACCUCACCCUCGUAUACGAGUUGUACUACAAGGCGUUCGAAAAGGCUCGCGUGGUGCCCGAGAUCAGGAGCCUCGAGGACAAUGAUCGAUUCUGCGAUAUCUUGAAGGAAAUGCUGAGGGAGCACCUAGUGGCCAUUCCCAAUCUAGCGAUGGGAGUGUUGGAAUGCCGCAACCUCGCCCCGGCAGAUGAGAUGGAUCGAUUGAUGAACACCCUGUUGCGAGCGAGGAUUUCGCGCCGAGUCAUUGCAGAGCAGCAUCUUGCUCUGACCGAAACCUUCAACUCGCCGUGGCAUUUCCCCGAUUCCCACGACCGAACCGACAUGAAUGCAGACUUUGUAGGGGAGGUUUUCCUUAAAUGCAAAGCAAAGGAGGUGGUCGAGAGAUGUGGCAAGGUCGCACAAGAUCUGAUGCGGAAGUCCUCGGAGUCGACUAAGAUUCCUGCCAUCACCGUUCAGGGCCACACCGACGCCACCUUUCCAUACAUACUGAGUCACUUGGAGUACAUCAUUGGGGAGCUCCUUCGCAACUCGGUGCAGGCCGUCAUGGAGAAAUAUGAAGGCUCUACCGAGUCCCCACCCCCGAUUGAGGUACUCGUGUGCGAAACCCCACAGCACGUGAUAAUGCGCAUCUCCGAUCAGGGUGGAGGAAUCCCACGAGAGAUUCUUCCUUAUCUCUGGUCGUUCAGCAAGGGCCCUCGCACGCAGACCCGUUUGGAAAAUCUUGGACGGGUCCCCGCCAUGGCAGCUACCAUGCAAGAGCUGCAAGUGUCACACGAGCGCAAGUAUGCCAGCCAGAACUCAUCAUUCUUAUCAUACCACGAGGGAUCCUUGGACACUUUGACCUCACGACCACCAGAUCUGCGCCUGGGAAUGGGCCUGCCCAUGAGUCGGGUAUAUGCUGAAUACUGGGCCGGCAGUCUCGAGCUACACAGUCUGGAAGGGUACGGCGUGGACGCAUUUCUGCAGAUCUCGAAGCUUGGCAACAAGAACGAGCAAGUCACCACUCGAGCGGCGAUCGAUGCGGUGUAA
Molecule: messenger RNA, 1326 nt
Organism: Penicillium olsonii
Lineage: Eukaryota; Fungi; Ascomycota; Eurotiomycetes; Eurotiales; Aspergillaceae
Source: the annotation of a GenBank genome assembly